AUGAAGUUCUUGGACCACAGAGCUGUUCUGCGUUUCUCGUUCAUUCUCGUCUUCGUCAAUGCCGUUGUGGACGAGUCAGAAGAUUAUGCUCGUUUCUUCAACGAGCCACAAACCAUGCCUCGUGACGAGGGUCCGCUUCGACGAAGUAAUCGUCCAAUCAAAGGAAGCUCGAGCCAUGCCUCGCCAGUUUCUUUCGCAGCCACCACCGAAGAGGAACAAACACUUCAAGAAGUUGAAUUUGAGCGCAAAGAGGCACCAGCGAUUUCGAAGGUUGCUUUAAAGUUUGCACGAGAAGAUUGGCGAGACCGGCUAGUCUUUUCAGAUCGUCCCACUACAGUCCCGUCCGAAUCACCUACCAAUGUGCCAACAAAGGAACCGUCGGAGUCACCCAGCAUGAUUCCAUCUCAAUCGAUCAGUCCAACGAAUAAUGACACUGUUGUUCCAGGACAGUUGAUGGUGGGAGCAUAUUACUACCCUUGGCACGCCGACGAUUUUCAUCGAGGAUAUGGAUAUUUGCGAGAGGAUUUGGAACCACCUCAGCUUCCAGAGCUUGGAGAAUAUGACGACAGAGAUAGAAAGACCAUAUGGAAGCACCUGCGAUGGAGUCGACAGGCCAACAUCAAUCUAUGGAUAACUUCGUGGUGGGGACCUCAAAGUCGAUCGGACAAUACAACCAGAGAAUUCAUCCUGACUCAUGAUACCUUGCGAACACACAAGAUCUCUGUAUUCUACGAAACACAAGGUCGAAUCCGUGAAAGUGAUGACUACUCGUUGCAUCGAGUUGAGCGAGAUAUGAAGUUUUUAUGCGAUAAUUACUUUCGGCACCCUAACUACUACAAUGUGGACGAUGUUGGAAAAGGUCGUCGCCCUGUUUUGUUCCUGUAUCUGAGCCGAGGACUGGACAAUCGAGGGUUGCUGCGAGCAACGACGGAACGUAUGCGACAAGGGGUUCGAGAUUCUUGCGGCAAAGAGUUGUACAUUGUCGGGGAUCAAGUCUUUGGCGGAACUGCGGAAAAAGAUUUUGUCAACAACCCUAGACACUACUCUGCAUUCCAACUUCUUGAUGCCGUCACCAACUACGACGUCUAUGGUAGUGUUGCACAGAUUGUGGGACGCAAGGGUGGUACUCUAACGCAAUCUCAAGUGCAAAACUACUACGAAAACGAACAAGCGGAGUGGAAAGCUGCCGCUGAGAGAUACAAUUGCCAAUUCAUUCCAGCAGUGUCGCCUGGAUAUAAUGAUCUAAGCGUACGGCCCAGGGCAGCAAAUCCACCGCUCUCCAGAUCCCUUCAGGGACAAGAACCAGGGUCCUUGUUUCGAGAGGCGCUGAAGUAUGCUGUUCCAUUGGCUGACAAUAGUGGCUUGGACAGCACUGCAACAUCACAGCCCGAUCGACUACUUGUUGUGAAUUCGCUUAAUGAGUGGCACGAGGAUACCCAAAUCGAACCGACCGUUGGGACUGCCUCCUCCACGCCAAUAAAUCACACGUUUGGUUUUACCUACGAAGGAUAUGGUACGAAGUAUCUGGAUAUAUUGAAGGAGGCAACAGACAGCAAAUUGGUUGUUUGA
Cylindrotheca closterium is the source of this 1569-nucleotide messenger RNA. The record is from the annotation of a GenBank genome assembly. Lineage: Eukaryota; Bacillariophyta; Bacillariophyceae; Bacillariales; Bacillariaceae.